Messenger RNA from Lachnellula hyalina, 501 nucleotides. RefSeq lists its product as uncharacterized. The record is from RefSeq and is a predicted model, not a curated record. The coding region runs from base 1 to 501 and encodes 166 amino acids. NCBI's taxonomy places the organism in Eukaryota, Fungi, Ascomycota, Leotiomycetes, Helotiales, Lachnaceae. The transcript has 2 exons.
AUGACAAUCAAAACACCCCUAAAUGUCCAAUCCUUUCCCCGCCCACCCCUGCUCGAGCGUACCCCGCGGCAUCUCCAAGUGAAAUACAAGGGGCAAGUAAUAGCAGAUACCACAGAAGCGUAUUGGGUUUUGGAAACAUACCACGCACCAAUUUACUCACUAAUACAAACACAAGCAUACUACCUGCCACCCUCAUCCCUUUCCAUUCCCCUAACCAAAACACGCAAGUCAACAUACUGCGAAUGGAAAGGCUGGGCGACAUAUUACUCGCUCUCCAUACCUCAAUCAUCAGAAACGGUAGAAGACAGAAUCUGGAGCUAUGAUCAGCCAGCGGAAGGAUACCAGGCCAUCAAGGGGUAUUUGAGCUUUUAUGCAGGUCCAUGGCAGUGUUUUGUGGAUGGCGAAGAAGUGCAGCCCCAACCGGGAGACUUCUAUGGGGGGUGGGUUACGGAGGAGUUGGAGGGUCUGAUCAAAGGGAGUAAACAGACGAGGCACUUGUAG